This is a messenger RNA of Phascolarctos cinereus (koala), 2196 nucleotides long. It is a transcript of the gene RELL2, whose product is annotated as RELT like 2. Gene Ontology annotation, biological process: positive regulation of cell-substrate adhesion; positive regulation of p38MAPK cascade. Lineage: Eukaryota; Metazoa; Chordata; Mammalia; Diprotodontia; Phascolarctidae. The record is from RefSeq and is a predicted model, not a curated record.
CCCUGGCUUCGGUGGCUCCGCCCCCUCAAAGCUCGCUACCGCUCAGCUGGGGUUACUGAGCUCCGCGGGGAGGGUGGGGCUGAGCCCCGGAGGGAGGGUGUUCCUGGGGUAUCCGCGGAACUUGAAAUGCACAAUCGGUCCGGGAGAAGCUGAGCAUCUCAGAGAUUCCCAUUCCCCAAGAUCCUUUAAUUCCACGAACGCUUAUUAAUCAUCCGGUCCAUGGGCACCCCAUGCCCCCUCCCUUCUAUACACCCUGAGAGGUAGGGGUCUCAAGUCCCGCCGACGCGCUGCUACCUGGGCGCUGGAGAUGAGAGGCUGUCCUAAGCUGGCGGCACCCUGCCAGAAAGGAAACUGACAUCUUCUGACCUGCUGGGGUUCGCGGAUUCCCGAGUUGCAACCAGAACAAGGGGGCAUAUCGCCCAGUGCUGGCCAGGGUGCGUGAGAGACCCACGCCCCGAGUGGGACACAUUGACACGGAGACCCAGCCGUGUCAGACUCUGUGGUGUCACGCACGCACUCCGUCCCACACACCUGCCGCUCCGCCCCCUUUAUCCCCGUGCCCGCGCAGGGAGCACAGCCGGAGAGAGAGCAGCCGGGACUAGGAGGUGGCUGCAGUAGAGGCCCCCCAUCCGCACCCCCAUCCCCUUCCCAUCCCCAGCCCUGAAAGUCCAGAGGACGCCUGCACCCCAACCCAGUUUCCCCUUUCCCUCCUUCCCUAUCCAUCGCCUUCCUGUACCCCCACCUCAAAUCCCCACCUCAAAUCCCCCCCCCCCAACUCCCAACCCGCCGCGGCACCAGCAGCCGCAGCCCGGAGCCGGAGCUGGAGCGGGUGAGGUGGCCUGGGGGGUGGGGAGAAGGGGGGAGAAGGAUGCUCUCGGGAAGGGCUCCCAGGGCAGGCUGAGAGGUACUAGGACACUGCCGGAGCCAAAGCCGAACAUACACACCGCAUCCCCAGGGGCCUUGCAGAGGCCACAAGGGCCGUAUGUCGGAAUUGCAACCGGGACCAGAGCCCCAACAUGGGCUAUACAUGCUGUUCCUUCUCGUGCUGGUCUUCUUUCUCAUGGGCCUCGUGGGGUUCAUGAUCUGCCAUGUACUCAAGAAGAAGGGUUAUCGCUGUCGGACGUCAAGAGGCUCAGAGCCAGAGGAUGCCCAGCUCCAGCCACCGGAUGAUGAGGAUGUGAAUGAGGACACAGUGGAAAGGAUUGUCCAAUGCAUCAUCCAAAAUGAAGCCAAUGCUGAAGCCUUGAAAGAGAUGCUUGGGGACAGUGAAGGUGAGGCAACAGUACAGCUGUCCAGCCUUGAUGGUGCUCCAAGCCUGCAGGAUGGGACUCCAUCUCACCACCAUACAGUUCAUCUGGGAUCAGCCGCCCCCUGUAUCCACUGCAGCCGAAAUAAGAGGCCACCUCUCGUCCGACAGGGCCGAUCCAAAGAGGGCAAGGGCCGUACUAGGCCAGGGGAGACCACAGUGUUCUCUGUGGGCAGGUUCCGGGUGACACAUAUUGAGAAGAGAUUUGGGCUUCAUGAACAUCGGGAUGGCUCACCCACAGAUAGAAGUUGGGGCUCCAGUGGUGAGCAGGACCCAGGGGGUGGCCAGAGUUCUGGGAAAGGGCAGAUUGGGACUGGAACUCCUGCCACAGAGAGACUUCCAGCAUCAGGACCAGAGGUUGGCAUCCUAUCUAGUUCCCCUGUACAGAAUGGGGGCCUCAGAGAAAGGAAUCUUGUUCCCUCUCUGAUUGAGAGGCUCUCUGGAGCCAUGGAAGACUUGGAGGCAGCAGCCAGAGAGAGGGACACAAGGCCAGUGUUGACCAGAAAGGAAACUAAUGGACAGCCAGCCAAACUGGAUGCCUCAGAUCUCCAGGUGUCACCGCCAGUUGGCUCAGGAGGAGUAUGAGCUUCAUCUUUAUUCCCUACUGCAAGGAUCAGUAGCUGGCUGGGCAGGGAAGAGGGGCAAGCAUGAAGCCCCCUCCUUACUCUGAGACAGCAUUGCCCUCCAGGAAAAUAGAACAACCCUUCUUCCCAGGGGGCCAUUAUUAUCCCAGUCCGGGAAUUCGGAGAGUGGUCCCCAGUCUCUCAAUCCCUUCCCUCCACUUCAUCUCCAGCCUAAGACAGGUCAAAGGUGAGGAGAAGUUGCCCCUACAUUCACCCCAGGCUCCCUCCUCCUCCAUCAACUUGCUCCUCUGCUUGAGCGUGGCAUUU